AUGCGCAGCGGUGUGUCGAAGGAAAAUCCAACCUCAGAGAACAGCAGAGUAAUUCCGGGAAAAGGCGGACUGACAUUUAGUCGCCACAGUCGCGUCGACCCAGCUGUGUCUAUAUUUGUUCUUACUGGUGCUCUGGGGGGAAAAAGGAAAGGAAAUAAAAGAACAGAAGACGGUUGGAUCAUGACGACGGAGAGAAACAGCAAAGCUCUGAAGGUGAAGCAGGAGUGCGGUGAGAAUGUGCCCUUCCUGUCAGACAGCGAGCUCAUGUCCCUGUCGGUGCGGGAGCUGAACCUCCACCUACGCGGGCUCUCCCGCGAGGAGAUCCAGAAGCUGAAGCAGCGCCGGCGCACCCUGAAAAACCGGGGCUACGCCGCCAGCUGCCGGGUCAAGCGGGUGUCCCAGCGCGAGGCCCUGGAGCAGCAGAAGAUGGAGCUCCAGCGGGAGGUGGAGCGGCUGGGCGCCGAAAACGCCGGCAUGCGGAAGGAGCUGGAGGGCCUGGGCUCGCGGCUGGCCGCCCUGCAGAGGUUCGCCAGGAGCCUGGAGGCCGGGGGGGGCAGCCUGCUGGCCACCGCCCCGCGCCUCAACACCGCCUCGGUCAUCACCAUCGUGAAGAGCCCGCCGCAGCCUCAGCCACAGAGAGAACAGGAGCCGUCGUAG
This is a messenger RNA of Menidia menidia (Atlantic silverside), 657 nucleotides long. The record is from the annotation of a GenBank genome assembly. Lineage: Eukaryota; Metazoa; Chordata; Actinopteri; Atheriniformes; Atherinopsidae.